Molecule: messenger RNA, 324 nt
Organism: Kuraishia capsulata CBS 1993
Lineage: Eukaryota; Fungi; Ascomycota; Pichiomycetes; Pichiales; Pichiaceae
Exons: 1
Coding region: 1-324 (107 amino acids)
Biological process (GO): ubiquitin-dependent protein catabolic process
Cellular component (GO): elongin complex
Molecular function (GO): protein-macromolecule adaptor activity
Source: RefSeq, a predicted model, not a curated record
AUGGUAGACGUUGAAGAGCCUGAGUUGGCCGACUCGCCAUAUGUGACUCUCAUAUCUUCAGAUGGACUGCAAUACGUGGUGAAAAGAGAGGCCGCGCUGGUGUCUGGAACACUACGCGGAAUGCUCAAUGUGGACUCGUCAUUUCAAGAGGCGGAAACCAAUAGGAUAAAGCUUCACGAAAUCGACUCUGUUUUGCUUGAAAAGGUGGUGGAGUAUCUUUACUACAAUCUCAAAUACAAGAAUGAGGUGGAUACACCUGAAUUUGAAAUUCCUACUGAGAUGUCGCUUGAGUUGCUAGUAGCUGCUGACUUUUUAGAUGUUUGA